AUGUUACUUGACGCCAACGUCCACUGGACCGCAGUCGCAUGGCGCGCCUUCGUCUCAGCCGUUGCGUGCUGGGCUCUUUACUCAGUGGCCGUUUACGUAUACAGACUGACGCUGCACCCUCUCGCCGGCUACCCAGGACCAAAGUUCGCGGCAGCGUCCUAUCUCUACGAGUUCUGGCACGACGUCGUCCUUGACGCCAGAUACACGGAAGAGAUUGCGAAGCUCCAUGAGAGAUACGGUCCACUGAUCCGGAUCAACCCACACGAGUUGCACUGUAGCGACCCCAGCUUUGUCGAUGUCCUAUACCCGGUGGCGGGUAACCGCAGACGCAACAAGACGGAGCAUCAAAUGUCGGGUUUUGGAGGCCUGUCACUGUGCGGGCGCGGCUGGUUCGACGCCGGCGGCGCCUUCAACUGCUUCACCACCGACGCCAUCGUGGAAUACUGCUACGGGGAGAGUCCGGGAUUUCUCGACCAGGAAGGCUGGCAGCCGAACUGCAAGGACGUCUUCGAGGCCCUCGAGACCAGAUCUCACUUCACCAGACACCUCCCUUGGCUGGCCAGGUCCAUAAUGCGAACAAUGUCCGGCACCUAUGACUCGCCACUGCGCUAUCAUGUCCAGAUGCCCGAGCGGCUGAAGCGAGUGAUCGCAGUCGGGGGAACAGACGAGGCCAAAACCCGCCCCGUAUUUGCGGAACUGCUCAGGUCGGACCUCCCGCCACACGAAAAGACGCCCAAACGACUGGCCUAUGACUCCAACGGGGCUGCCUUGGCCGGGCCCCAGUCGACGGCAACAGCACUGAGCAACAUAGUCUACCGCCUCGUCAAACAGCCAGAUAUCGCCAAGAGGCUCCGAGAAGAGGUCAUGGCAAACGUGCCCGACCCAAAAGAGCUACCAAGCUGGCCGACCCUGGAGCAGCUGCCGUACCUCAGCGCCGUCAUCCUAGAGGGCCUUAGGCUAAUCUUCGACUUCUCGCAGGAGAGGCUCUCGUACGAGCCUUCGCAAGAAAGACUGGCUCGUGUGGCGGUGGACGAAGACCUGCAGUACGAAGAUGACGGCGGCGUGGAAAGCGGCCAUCUUCCGGCCAAGACGGUGUACACUAUCCCGCGCGGCACCGCCGUGGGCAUGUCGGCCUGCUUGGUGCAUCUGGACGAGUCCAUAUUCCCGGAAGCAAACGCGUUUCGGCCCGAGAGGUGGCUAGACGACGCCGGGCAGAGGCACAGCCGCCUCGACCGCCAUCUCCUCAGCUUCUCCAAGGGAAGCCGAUUCUGUGUCGGUUUUCAGCUGGCGUACUGCGUUUUGUAUGUGAGCGUAGCGGAACUGGCGCUGCGUGUCCUGCCGCGCCUGGAGGUUCGCGAUCGAAGGCGGCACGGAGACGAGCAAGUCUACAACGACGACGGCGAAAAGGAGCCGAGGAAGACAACAAAGGGAUACGACAUGAGGGUCGUCGAUGUCUGA
Messenger RNA from Hirsutella rhossiliensis, 1458 nucleotides. Its product is annotated as cytochrome p450 domain-containing protein. Bases 1 to 1458 code for a protein of 485 amino acids. Lineage: Eukaryota; Fungi; Ascomycota; Sordariomycetes; Hypocreales; Ophiocordycipitaceae. The record is from RefSeq and is a predicted model, not a curated record. Gene Ontology annotation, molecular function: heme binding; oxidoreductase activity, acting on paired donors, with incorporation or reduction of molecular oxygen; iron ion binding. The transcript is spliced from 6 exons.